AUGGACAAUGCAGCCGAGUUUGAAUUGCGAAAUGCCAGCUUGGAUGCACCGUUGGCUAUGAUGGAGGAGGAGAAGUCAUCAUCGUCUGUGGCAGCCUCCCUCUGCUGCCUCUUACGGAACGAGUGGGCCCGGAAAGCUGACUGUAUGCGUGCGGCCGCUUGGGCGGCGUUACGAACGGCGGCAAGUGUGUGCCUGAGGGAGUCGUGCUCCUCCUCCUCCUCAUUCGCUGCUGACUUUGAUAGACUGUUGACUACUGCUCUCUCUGCAUCAAUAGCGGCCGCUCCUUUGGAAAGCUCACUCUCGGCUAGGGUUAGAGAUGAGAGGUGGGUGGUGAGAGCCACUUCCGAGAGGUAUCCGGCAAGUCCCCUGUGGCCGCAGGUGGCCGCAAUUGACGCCGGAGUUUUUCCGGUGGGCAAAAAAGAAAUAAAACACAUACCUCCCGAACCGUGCAGCCCAAUGCAGAGCAGUCCAUCCAUUAAUGUCACGAAAAUUAAUGCUCACCCCAGAAUUCAGUAUCGGCUGGAGGGCCCAUUCAAAUCCCAACCCAGCAACCAUGUCUUGGACGACACCCACACUUCCAGCUUCUCCUUGACAAGUUCCUGCACGAGCCAAUCAAGGGUUUUCCAUGUUGAAGGGCUGCCAACUAAGAGAGAAUCGAUUAUAUGGCUCCACGAGUCCUCCGAAUUUCUCGAUUUCCCAAACAAAUUGAUUCUUGAUUCCGAGGCAUCUUCUCAACAAGAGUUCUUCAGAGCUUUUAUUAGCAGCAUCUGUUUCGGGUGGUUGAGAAGUAAGAUUCGGUUUAGGGCGAUAUUCAAACUCCCUUACUUCACUGCAGGAUUCCCGAUUCCCACAUGUAAUACAGAUGUUGACUUUUCCGUGCAGGUGAGGUGGCGCAUGGCAGCAGAGGACUCCUUCCUGAAUCACCUGUGCCAGGACUUGAGUGUCCCCAACCAUGCAGGCCCAUGA
Molecule: messenger RNA, 966 nt
Organism: Striga asiatica
Lineage: Eukaryota; Viridiplantae; Streptophyta; Magnoliopsida; Lamiales; Orobanchaceae
Source: the annotation of a GenBank genome assembly